Rotaria sp. Silwood2 is the source of this 576-nucleotide messenger RNA. The record is from the annotation of a GenBank genome assembly. Lineage: Eukaryota; Metazoa; Rotifera; Eurotatoria; Philodinida; Philodinidae.
AUGCUUGAAAUUCAACCAUAUCGUUUAAUUGGUCAAUCCUUACAACAUGCAGUUCAAUAUUUAAUUGAUACAAAUAAAUCAUUAUAUUUUCAUCAUAUAUAUUCAUCUGAAACACCUAAUACAAUUACUCUUUCACUUCGACCAACAUUAACAGCUAAACGUCUUCUUCUUAAACGCCAAAUAUCAUUAAUUGAUUAUUUAAUAAUUGAAAUUCUUCAUCACUAUUUUUAUGAUUCAUUAUCAAAAACACGUUCAUCAAUAAUUUCAUCAAAACCAGCACUUAUUGAUUCUGUUUGGCAACAUAUUUUAACAUAUUUUAUUCUUAAUGAAUGUUCACCAUUAGUACUUUUAACAACAACAAGAACAACAACAACAAGUUCAUCUAUAUUAUCAUUAAUUAAAGAUUUUAAUUUUUGGUCUGAUGAACAAGCAUAUACAACAUUACAACGUUUUAUUAAAAUUAGUACUCAGUGUGCUAAUCAUGGACCAGAAUCAAGAGACUAUGCACAUGCAAAUGAAUAUUUAAUUUCUGUACUUCAAAAAAUGGCUAUAACAGGUGUUUUAUUUUCAAUUUGA